Messenger RNA from Gigantopelta aegis, 1297 nucleotides. RefSeq names its product probable U3 small nucleolar RNA-associated protein 11. The coding region runs from base 119 to 883 and encodes 254 amino acids. Gene Ontology annotation, biological process: rRNA processing. The transcript is spliced from 8 exons. Gene Ontology annotation, cellular component: nucleolus; small-subunit processome. NCBI's taxonomy places the organism in Eukaryota, Metazoa, Mollusca, Gastropoda, Neomphalida, Peltospiridae. The record is from RefSeq and is a predicted model, not a curated record.
GUUUCAUUUGGUAUCGAUUUCCUGUUUUAAUUUUGCCAUGUGAUAUUAUUUAUUUGAACAAAAAAAAUAUAUAUAUUUUAGUGUAAUAACAGACGACCAUUUCAUUUUAUUGUCAGUUAUGUCUUCAUACAAAAAUGCCAGCAAAUCAAGACAGAAGACGCACAAGGAACGAUCACAGCCUCAAGAUCGUGCACAUCUGGGUUUCUUACAGAAGAAAAAAGAUUACAAAGCUCGUGCAGAAGAUUAUCAAAAGAAACAAAACACUUUGAAAGUAUUGAAACGAAAAGCACUAAACAGAAAUCCCGAUGAGUUCUACUUCAACAUGGUUAAAACGCAGAAAGUGGAUGGAGUGCACAAACUGAAGGAGACCACAGAGCCUAAAUUCACAGAAACCCAGCUAAAGAUGAUGGAAUCACAGGACUUACGAUACGUUAACUUUAAGAGAACUACAGAACACAGGAAAAUUGAGAAAUUAAAGUCCACCUUACAUUUGAUUGAUGCUGAAGACAAACCUAAAAAUAAACACACAAUAUUUGUUGACUCUGAAAAAGAAGUGAAAGAGUUUGAUCCAGCCAAAUACUUUGACACUCACCCCGCUUUACUGUCUCGAUCUUACAACAGACCAACGUGGAAAAUGCUCAAAGAGAAGGAAUUCUUUUCACAGAUUGAUGAUGAUACAGUUGAGCAACUUGGUGAAGAAAGACAGAAGAGAUACAAGGAGUUGACAAAAAGAAUAGAAAGAGAGAAACAGUUGAAAAUUAUUGGUGAAAAAAUGGAGACCAAAAAACAUUUGAUGGAUAGAAAAGCCAAGAAAGAAAAAUUGGCUGAUGAAACAAAAGAAUCAGCUGCUCAGUACGUUUGGGCUUACAAACGAAAGAAAUGACGACAUCAUCAUUAGCUUGAAAUGACCGACUUUUCAGUUCACAAUGUCUAUAUUUCACUAAAUUAUAAUGAGAUCUGCAUGCAGAAAUUGCAUAUGAAAAGAUCUUAGAUAAAAGGUUUCAUAGUGGUGGUGAAGUUUUUUCAUCCCUGUAACAGAUUUCGACAUAGAGGUACAGGUGAAGCCUUCCAUUAUCUAUGAUGGUAUGACCAUAAGUUCUCUAACUGUAGAUAAAUAGACCAUUUUCCAAUACUUUUACUAAGCUGAGCAUUUACCAGUCAUAACAAGAGAUGUAUAAUAUGGUAAUUACUGGAGUAACUUCUCAAGCUCUACAAGCUCAUUACAUCAAAUCACCUGUGAAAGUUAGCAAAUGACCUACUUUUAUGUUUUGUUGCUAAUAAAUGUGUUUACAACAUA